Molecule: messenger RNA, 1761 nt
Organism: Blepharisma stoltei
Lineage: Eukaryota; Ciliophora; Heterotrichea; Heterotrichida; Blepharismidae
Source: the annotation of a GenBank genome assembly
AUGUCUCAAAUAAUUAGAGGAAACACGUUAAUUCUCAGUGAAUCAGACCAAGAAUCACACAUGAAUUUAUCGAUUAACUAUGAAGCUUUUGAUACUUUUAUGGAGCCAAACUCAGCUGAUGUAAAAGAUACGAGAAGAUUUACCCCGAAUCAGUCGAAGGUUUUUAGUAGAGUUACCCCGAAAUCCACAAGGAGCUUUUCACCGAGCUUUAUAGUUAAACAUUCAUCAGAAAAAACUUCUCCUGCUGUAAGGUCGAGGUCUCGAUGUCACAGGAAGCCAAGUCCUCCUCAGAUGUCAGAGCAAGAUCUCAAUAAGAAAAUUGAACAUUUAGAAAAACAACAGAAAAUGUGGAAAGAAAGGGCUUUGGUAUGAGAUAAAGAAAAGAGGUUUUUGCUGAAACAAUUAGAAAAUGUAAGAAAUAUAUAGUCUUUUCCUCAAGAUCCAUCUGGGUAUUAUAGACAUCAUUUAAAGCAAUGGCAAGUUAGCCAGGAUAGUUAUUUAAAAAGAGUUUCUGAAUACUCAGGGAAAUCGGAGGAUUAUAAUAAUGAGAGCUCUGUUAAAAUAAAACUAGAAGAAAUAUACUGUGCUGAAUUAAAUAAAAGCAUUAUUAAUAGCUCAAGCAAAAUUUAUUUAUAAUUUUUAAAAAAUUUAUUUUAAAACACAAUAAAAAAACUACUCCUAUGAAUAUCAAUCCAAAAAGAUGAAAAUUCUUUAAAAUACAUCAAAAUUGCUGUUAACGAAGAGCUAGAAAAACUGAAGACUUUUACAGUCGACGAGUCCUUAACAAAGGACCCAAAUUUACCUACUUUUGAAUUUGAAAAAAGCAUAGAAGAUUUCUCAACAAGUAAAAUCGAAGCAAACACAAAAACAGCGUGAAAUGAUUUUAAUCGUAAAAAUGCUGAAUUAAAUGAAUAUAUAGGCGAACUUGAAAGCGAAAAUAAAAAAAUAAAAGUAUCAUUUAUCCAGGAAUUUCUAAAAGAUCUCCAGUAUAAAAACGAAAAUUUAAGCCAAGACUGCAAUACAAAAAAAAAGAAAAUUGAAGAAUUAUUAAAUAUUUCUAGCGCCAUGCAAAAAGAACUGAAAACUAAUAAAAAAGAAAACCAGGACUUAAAAAACGCUUUAAUUUCUCUGGAAACUGAAAUAGAAGCUGUUAGUAGAGAUUUAAGGUAAUUUUUAGGUAGAGAAAAAGAAUCAGAAAAUUUGAUGCUAAAAUCUGUGAAAAAUGACAAACAUAAAGUAGAAAAACUAAGCCAAGGGUAUAAUAUAAAAGUAAAACAAAUUGAAGCAGAGCUUGAAAGCAAAAGCUAUGAGAUCCGCAUUUUGGCCACAGAAAAGCAGAGGCUACAAGAAAACUUGUUACAAUUCCAAAAGAUUAACGAAGAUUAUGUGUUGUGUAUUCAAGAACUGAAAGAUAAACUUAAAGAGCUGAGGCUAAAAAAUAUUGAUUCAAGCUUAAAUAAAGGAAAAUUCGAAAAAGAAAGUUCCAUUUCUCAUAUAUCAGAAGAAGAAAUUGAUGAUAUUAACGUUCUUGACAUUCUGCCUGACGAAAGCCCUGAAGAAUCAAGAAAUGAACCACAAAAAAACAACUACGAAAUCAUCAUAAAAGACUUAGAAGACCAAAUAGUAACCCAAAAAUUGGAAUAUGAAAAAGAGCUUCAAUCCUUAAGCGGAAUCUCCACUUUUGAAGAUUUCAGCGCAUUUACCUCCUGCAUGUGUUCAGCUCUAGAAGAAAUUUUCAAUUCGCAAAUAUAUCAAUCUUAG